CAUAUAUGGAAACACAUUUCAGCGAGCGAGGUGGACCUGGUGAUAAACGGCUUUGAAUUUUCUCGGUUCGCUUUUUCAGUCACUCACGUCUAAACGAAAAUAAGCUAGCAGGAGAAGUUUGACUAGCGGUCGUUUUGAGUCUUGCAGACGAACGCAGCACAGCAAGCAACAAUAUUACACAGAGCCGAGCCGAGCCGAGCCGAGCGGACACGGGUUUGUCUGGCAGCAUGUGAAAGUCUCGCCGGGGAAAUUUUGGCGACGAAAUAUAUAGUAUAUUUAUUGGUAAUAACCAAUACAAAACGUCCUUUUCAUCUCCGCAUCACGAAGCCAGCCAAACAAAAAAAAAGAGUUUUGUUUUGCGUGACAACUUCUGUGUUUUGCAAACAUGUAAAUGUUGCAUUUUCAGUUUCGAGUGAAACUGUGGGAAGUUGAAACCUGUACAGACUCGCUCACAGUUGUGACAUGGUAACUGUUGAAAAAGAAAAGUCGGUUUGCACUGACAACAUCCAGAAAGACGAACGCAAAAGCAGAAAGGAUUUGUUUAAAUUAAUUCAAAGAUUGCAUCAAUCGGUGGACUUUGGAAACGUCGGAGGUUUGUCAUCCCACAAGACUGCACUGAACAAACGUGGAGAUUUUGUGACACAUAUUUCUUCAUUCAGUUUGUUGUGACGUUAAAUUCAAAAGAAAACUGAACUGUGCCGGGCAAGUCUUGAAUUUUCUUCUGUUUUGAGAUUAUGGUUUUGUUUCUUGUCAAUAAGUGUGCAAGAAAACCUUAGAGAUCGCUCUCUAUUUAUGAUGUGAAACUGGUGGGCUUUUAUAUAUUUAUUUAAUUUUGGCAAGAAGAACGGAAUAACUUUUUUAAAAUACUUUGUUUCUCUUGAAAAAAAACCACUUAUUUAUUUUUUAAAAAUGGGUUCACUGAGGGCCCUUCAAGAAUGGUGUCGCAUCCAAUGUGAAAACUACCCCGAUGUGGAGAUUAAAAACAUGACCUCCUCGUUUCGGGACGGGAUGGCCUUCUGCGCGAUCAUUCACAAGCACAGACCCGACUUGAUAGACUUCGAUUCCCUUUCUAAAGACAAUGUAUAUGAAAACAACAGACUGGCAUUUGAGGUGGCGGAGUCGGAGCUCGGAAUCCCAGCUCUGCUGGACCCCGAUGACAUGGUUGCCAUGAAGGUGCCUGACCGUCUGAGCAUCAUAACCUACGUCUCUCAAUACUACAACUGCUUCAGCAGCAAGGGGCAGGCGUCGGCUCCCCCCUCUAUGAAGAGGCCGAGUGGUAUGGCCCACAGCGAGCCUGCAGUGAAGAAGCCAGUGACAGCGGUGGAGAGAGUGGUUGAGCCCAAGAGCUCCCCUGUCCCAGGCGGUGUCCCGCCCCAUCGAGGGACUCUGAGCAGCACCUGCACCGCCUGCCAGAAACACGUCCAUUUGGUGCAGAGAUACCUGGCCGAGGGGAAGCUGUACCACCGCAACUGUUUCAGGUGUAAGGAAUGCUCCAGCACUCUCUUACCAGGCUCAUACAGAGCCGGCUCUGAAUCGGGCUCCUUUGUCUGCACGCAUCACUACGGGAAUCCCUUAGCCAAUCAGAACGGCCGGCCAGACCUCAGCCAGCUGGGGGGAGGAGCCACUGCUGUGACCCCGCUCUCUGGGAGGGACCCGGCUCAAGCGUUCUCUGUGCGGAGGCUUUCUGAGCGCUUCUCCGGAGCACGAGGGACCUACACUCCCCACGCACUGAAACAGGAGGAGAGCAGAGCGCCGGCACAGGAAGACACAAGCGUGCCGGAACAGGGACGGGAAAGUGUGCCGGUAGGUGGAGACGCAGCCGUAUCGGGACAGGACGUGAAAAGUGAGCCACAACAGGAAGACAAAAGUGUGUCGGGAAUGGAAAUCGAGAAUGCGUCCGGACAGGAAGACGAGAGUGUGGCGGAACAGGAAGAGAGAACUGAGCCGCCACAGGAAAACCAAACUGGACCGGAACAGGAAGUCACGACUGUUACAAAAGAGGAACACAAAACUGGACCGGAACAGGAAGUCACGACUGUUACAAAAGAGACACACAAAACUGGACCGGAACAGGAAGUCACGACUGUUACAAAAGAGACACACAAAACUGUGCCACGACAGGAAAUGGUUGAACCUCAACAGGAAGUGCCUUCCGUCCCGCCCAACCCCUUCGACGACAGUGAUGAGGAGGAGGAGCCCAGAGCGGGAGUGUCCAACGGGGUCCCUCACUCCAGCCAAUCGGGGUCUGGGGGCGGGUCUACUAGCAGGCCUGUCCCCACCCCUCGCAGGAUUCCAGAACCCGACACCCCCUCCCCGGGGCCACGCCCAGUCCCAAAACCGAGGGGACUGACGGCACAGGAAGUGACAUCGAGAGAGAUGAACGGUGACCCAGUACAGUCCAGUAGAACCAGUCUCAGACCCAGCGACCGAUCCCAGUCCCCAGCUAGGAAAGUCCCGCCCUGGAUGGCUCUGGUCCAAUCAGAACCCAGAAAGAAGCCGGCGCCUCCCCCUCCCCCUGGCACAGCCACGCCCCCUCGCUCGUUUUCUAAGCCCGCCCUCAAGGGUGAGGUAUCAGUUCCAGAAACCCCGCCCACUUCCAAGAACCCCUUCGAUGAUGAUGAUGAGGGGGAGGAGGUGGGGCCAGGAUGCAGCAAGACCACGCCCCCAUCGACAGGGGGAGGAGCUCUGAGGCCGGGACACCCCUGGUAUGGGAUCACCCCCGACAGCAGCCCCAAACCCAAGAAACCUCUCGCUCCCAGAGCACCUCCCGCUGCAGCUCAGACUCACUCCUCCCCCUCCUCCACCAGCCCCUCCCCAGCCGUCAGUGUGGAGAGCAUGUCCUCCGACACUUCCUCCAAGUCUCCACCAGAGGGCAGCGCCUGCCCAGAGUCUCCCGUCACCAAGAGUGUCUCCGAGCCAUCCAUCAGCAGCCCCGCCCACUCCAACGCCGCCUCAGCUAAUCAGAUGCUUCUCCCCUCCCCUCGACCCGCCCCUGCCGGCCCUCCAGCCAAUACCAGCUCGGCUCCCGCCACCCCACAGUCCAACCGCAGUGUUAGUCUGAGGAAGUCCCGCCCCCCUCCUCCCCCCAGACCACCCUCCACCUCCAGCCCCAUGGCUGUGCUGUUCCCAGUGGAGUCCAGGACCCCACCCAAGCCCCCUGCUCCUUCCACACAGACCCCCAAGCAGCUGGCUAAGAGCUCCUGUAAGGAGAACCCUUUCAACAGGAAAUCUGCCUCCCCUUCCCCAGCCCCCUCCCCACAACACAAGAGCUCCCGGGGCCCCAAACCAGCGCGACCCCCGGCCCCUGGACACGGCUUUCCACUCAUCAAGAGAAAGGUGCAGUCUGACCAGUAUAUUCCAGUUGAAGAUAUCCAGGUGGAAAUGGAGAGCAUUGAGGUGCAGCUGGAUGAAUUGGAACACCGAGGGGUUGAGAUGGAGCAGAGACUGAGACAGUGCGAGAACGAUGAUGCGGAGGAGGGCAUGCUUGUUGAUUGGUUCAAGCUGAUCCAUGAGAAGCACCUGCUGGUGAGGCGGGAGUCGGAGCUCAUGUACACGAGGAAACAGCAGAAUCUAGAGGAGAGACAAGCUGACGUGGAAUAUGAACUGAGGUGCCUGCUCAACAAACCAGAGAAAGACUGGACAGACGAUGACCGAAUGAGGGAGCAGGAGCUGAUGCAGGAGUUGACGACUAUCGUUGAGCAACGGAAUGCUAUUGUCAACUGCCUGGACGAGGACCGGCAGAGGGAAGAGGAGGAGGAUAAGAUGCUGGAAACCAUGAUCAAAAACAAAGAUUUCCACAAGGAGGGGGACAGCGAGCCCAAGAAGAAAGGCAAGUUCAAGCCCAUGAAGGUGUUCAAACUGCUGGGGAGCGGAGGCAAGGCUGAGGGGAAGAGCCGGUCUCCCAAAGACAAGGUCAAGAUCUCGCCGCCGCAGUAGAGAGAGGGAGAGGGGGUCUGAACACAUCCACAACAGGGGGGGCCCUUACUGUUUGGGGGAGGCCCCAAGUAUCAGGCUAAUGGGCUGGUUGGACACAAGGAUGGAUACCCCCAUUGCAUAGCAGUGUGAUCCAUUCCUGGUUUCUAUGAGUUUAAUAAUAAGACACACCUGGGUUUGUUACCACACUGGGGCUAAUCAAGCUGCUAGCAGUAAAACCUGGAAAGGGUGACCCUGCUGUGCAAUAGGAGUCUUAUUUCCAUCCCUAAUCUAUCUGUCUAAAUACCACAGUUAUCAGCAAUAUACUGUAGCUCUCAUCACUGUAAAAUCAGCUACAAACCUCCUUCAACCAAAGUCUAUCUACAGGGAUGGGAAUCAGACUCCCGCUGCACAGCAGUGUGAUCCAGUCCUGGUUUCACUAGGAGUUUAAUAAUAAGACACACCUGAGCUUGUUAGCUAGACACACUGGGGGCUGAUCAAGCUGAUAGCUGUAAAACCUGGAAUGGAUCACACUGCUCCCAAUAUCUGACCCCAGUAUUCAGAGUUCCCGAUAUUUAGGUGCUCUUCAAUACCGCCACCACUGAACUGUACAUGACCCUAUACUGUACCCAAUGGGAGAUAUGCAAAUUAGAAAACGAGAAUAUAUAUUUUUCUGUUACCAUGGUUAUAAUGUUGCUCCCUGUUAGAUACAGCUAAUGCAUCUCACCCACUAUUGCACUUUUCUUUCUUCACUAAUUUGCUUGACAAGAAGCACACUGUAUUGUACGGCAAUACAAACCCACAGCUGUCUUUAACUAACGUAUUCUACCACUUCAGGUACACUUUGUGUGGAAUUUCUCUGUUUCGGUCGCUUUUUAAACAGUUUAGCAAACCCUAUGGUCUCACUAGAGCUCCCAUGUGUAAUCUAAAUGCUGGUGUGACCCUCCCUGUCCUCCAUCUACACUCUGCCCCCUACUGGAUGUAAAAAGUACUGCAUGUUACAGCUACGGCCAGGAGUUUUGCAUCCCCUAGAAUUCUAGGAUUGAGGCAUCAUUUUGAAAAAAAAGAAGUCUGCCGGAAGUCAUUAUAGUAUUAUUUCAUGUUAGAUUUCGAAAUAUCACGUGUUUCCACAGUUUUUUUCUUAAGUAUAUGUAAUACAAUAUUUUAGCUUAGCAUUAUUCAGCAGGUUUCAUUCGACUUUAUGAAGUGAGAUUAGUUAAUUCUAUAGGGUGAUGCACAACUUUUGGCCACAGCUGUAGAUGUAAAUAAAGAUGGCUGCUGUACCUCUUGCACCCACUAGGGGGCAGCAUUGUGGUAAUAAUGGCUCCACAGGUGCACCUGAUGCAGAUUCUGGGAGCUCCAUUGAAACCGAAUCGGAGACAAAUCUGAGAAAAUACGUUGGUUAAGAUUACUGUGAUGUCAGACUCGUACAGAGUUUGUCUUUGGUGGUAACUCCUGUCUUUCUGAUGAAAACCACUUUUUCUUUUUUUGUUUUUUUCUUUAAAUACUGACUUUAACUGUAACCCCUGGGACAUCUGAUUCUGUGUGUAUUUUAAUGUGGUGUGUUUUUUUUUUUUUUUUUUUUGCUUAAAAAAAAGUUUUGUUAAUGUACAGAUUUUAAAUGCGUUUUGUAGAAAAUAGAGAAAUAGUUUUAUUUAUACUGUCAGUGCAAUUUAUUUUAUUUUGUAUUUAUUUUCAUUUUAAGCAGACGUUCAAAUAAUUGGCCAUAACAGAAGGUUCAAACAAGGUUAUAUUAUUAAAACAUGGGGAUCGCUUUGCCUUUAACUCCUGUAUUCUCAGACUGAUAUAAUGUGAUCAAAUAUGAAAUUCAAUGUCUCUGUCAAUAUCGUCAUUGAAGGCACUGAGAAACUUCUAGUGGAAACGUUUGCCAUUGAAUUUACACUGAGGACUCUGAGAGAGACUUCUAGUGGAAAUGUUUGCCAUUGAAUUUACACUGAAGACGCAGAGAAAGACUUCUUGUGAAAAUGUUUGCCAUUGCAUUUAUUACGUUUUUAAGAGAGAAAAUACCCCUGCAUUUAAUGUUUUCUUGCUAACCAAGUUAGAUAUCCGAUGUGCUUAAACACAUUCUCACUAAUUAAUUAACCCUUCCCUGUGCCGAGCGAUAGGUUCACAUAACAGAAGGUAGGAGCAUACACAGAGACACACAGACAGACUCAAUGCUAGACACAGAGACACACAGACAGACUCAAUGCUAGACACAGAGACACACAGACAGACUCAAUGCUAGACACAGAGACACACAGACAGACUCAAUGCUAGGGUUCUUGUAACCAGAGUAUGUUUAAAAUAUCCACAAUCUAUGCAUGAGUUAAAAAUGCCUUUUUUUUAUAAACUUUUUUUUUUUUCAUUGUUUAAUAACUGUGUUUCUUUGAAGUCGUCUUUAAGAAUUUAACUGUCAUAUCGAUUAUGUUUGAAACUGUGACGCACAAAAAAGAAAAAAAAAAUCUUCUGUAGGAACGAGUGUCAGUCUGUGUGGUCGUUGAAUGAUCUGUGUAUUUAAACAACUGAAUCAGUGGCCCUCAUAGCUGGACACCUGGCCAAAAUCAGUGUUGUGCCAGAGACAUCAUGUCCGAUUUGUCAAUGGACAUCAUGUGGAAUAACCUUAAUGUAAUUACUGCAAUCACCUCCAAUUACAAUCUCCAA
Molecule: messenger RNA, 6576 nt
Organism: Acipenser ruthenus (sterlet)
Lineage: Eukaryota; Metazoa; Chordata; Actinopteri; Acipenseriformes; Acipenseridae
Product: MICAL-like protein 1
Exons: 16
Coding region: 910-3936 (1008 amino acids)
Molecular function (GO): protein binding
Source: RefSeq, a predicted model, not a curated record